AUGGCUAAAACCAGGCCAGGCCUCGCCUCCAGCAACUCCAAACCCAAAGGUACUGCCAGUGCUGCUGGUGGUGGCAAGAAGGAGCUCGACUCCUACACCAUUCGCGGCACCACCAAAGUCGUCAAAGUGGGCGACUGCGUGCUGAUGAGACCUUCCGACACCGGGAAGCCGCCUUACGUUGCCAGAAUCGAGGGCAUCGAUUCCGACUCCAGAAAUAAUGUCAAGGUCCGGGUCAGGUGGUACUACCGCCCUGAGGAGUCUCUCGGAGGCCGCCGUCAGUUCCAUGGCGCCAAAGAGCUCUUUCUCUCCGACCACCACGAUGUCCAGAGCGCACACACCAUCGAGGGGAAAUGUACUGUUCACUCGUUUAAGAACUAUACCAAACUCGAGAAUGUUGGUGCCGAAGACUAUUUCUGCAGGUUCGAGUAUAAGGCUGCUACUGGAGGCUUCACCCCGGACCGUGUUGCUGUGUACUGCAAAUGUGAGAUGCCGUAUAACCCGGAUGACCUUAUGGUCCAAUGCGAGGAGUGCAAGGACUGGUACCAUCCAGCUUGUGUGGGAAUGACAAUUGAGGAAGCUAAGAAAUUGGAUCACUUUGUUUGCUCUGAAUGUUCUCCCGACGACGAUGUCAAAAGACCACAGAAUGGGUUUUCAACAUCACCAACAGCUGAUGUCAAGGUGGAGACUAAGCGGCGGAAGAGAUAA
Molecule: messenger RNA, 705 nt
Organism: Linum trigynum
Lineage: Eukaryota; Viridiplantae; Streptophyta; Magnoliopsida; Malpighiales; Linaceae
Source: the annotation of a GenBank genome assembly